AUGCCCUUCUCUCUCUCUCUCUCAGUUACUAAGGUCUCUGCUUUCUCUGUCUCUACUGUCUGUCCAAGCAUUACAUCUUGUUCGAUCUCUGGUACUUCUUCACUUUCUGUUAAAAUUCUCCUGAUCUUUCUCUGUUCUGGGUAAUGGAACCAGCGAAAAUUGACUGGAAGAGAAUCGAGUCUGUAUAUGUAGAAGACAAAUUGUACGAGAACAUUAACGCACCUACAUGGGUUGAUUUCAUUGCCCCUGAAGACUCAAUUGAUGAUGAAGCCUGGUUCUGCAGACCUGAUUGUAACCAUCCAAAGACAGCUGAGGAUUUCUUGGUAUCAACGCCUGCUUCGAAGGUUUCAAGCUCAGGCAAAGGAAGUAAAACACUACCUUCUGGUUACUUGAAUCAAAGAGAUGCAAAGUUGAAGAGAAGAGGACAAAUUUUCAACGAAGAUAGAGAAAAUCAGAACCCAAAUUUAUCAACACCUCCAAUUCAAAGAGCCAAGUCCAUGAAAGCAGCUUUUAAAUCAAGCAAUGAGAAGAAGAAGACACCCAUCAAUGACUCGUUGCCAAAGGAAGAGGCACCACCAAAGCUGAAGAGUACACUCUCCGCGAGAAAUUUAUUCGCAGGGAGGGAUAUAAUCAAUCAUAUAACAGAGUUUUGCAAUGAACUGAAGCAAAUGGCAAUGAGAGCGAGGGGCAGAGAGAAUGCAGAAAAGUUGAAUGAGAAGAGUCUAGUAGGAGGAAAGGAGGAGGGCUCAGGUGAGAUUCUGAAAGAGUUGGAUUGGAAAGAAAAGGAGAGGAAGCCUUUGCUUGAAGUGGGUAAAGAAAAAUCUGAAGCAAAUGAGAAGAAGAGAAAUGCUAUAGAGAAGCAGAAGAAAGAGAGGGGUGUUGAGGCAGAGAACAUUCCAAUACCUCUAAAUUUGGAGAAUGUGAAGAACAAAAAAGAGGAACGGCUGUUGCAGAUCCGGACUAAUCCUCCCUCUCCUCAAUGUUUUUCAGCCAAAAGUUGGCCAACCAAAUCCUCCACUCCUUCAAAGACUUCCAAAUCCAGGCUUAUGGAGAGGGGGAUUCUUCAAGAGGUGGAGCAGAAUAAGGAAAACACAGAAGAAGAAUUAGAGAGAAACAGAAACUCCCCCAUUUUAGAUGGAAGAGGAGGAGAAGCAAGAGCACUGGAUGUGUUCUGGUUUUUGAAGCCUUGCACACUAUCCAGUUAAAGCUUUUGGAGUAAACAUAGCAUAACAAUUGAAAUUCAUUCUUUAUUCUUUCAUUUGCAUCUCCCAUUAACUUCAUUUUCAAUAAAGGAAAAUGUAAUUAGCACCCAACAAUUGUACCAAAAUCCACUUGCUUUUGCAAGUAAAAUUUACAUCAGAUUACCUUUUCAUGC
Molecule: messenger RNA, 1375 nt
Organism: Tripterygium wilfordii
Lineage: Eukaryota; Viridiplantae; Streptophyta; Magnoliopsida; Celastrales; Celastraceae
Exons: 6
Coding region: 144-1205 (353 amino acids)
Source: RefSeq, a predicted model, not a curated record